Heterostelium album PN500 is the source of this 255-nucleotide messenger RNA. RefSeq lists its product as uncharacterized. The transcript has a single exon. The record is from RefSeq and is a predicted model, not a curated record. The coding region runs from base 1 to 255 and encodes 84 amino acids. Lineage: Eukaryota; Evosea; Eumycetozoa; Acytosteliales; Acytosteliaceae.
AUGAAAUUUCAAACAAGUAUUCUUAUCCUCUUUGUCUUAAUUUCUACUUUUCAUACCAUUAGAGUUGUAGAAGCUGAUUGCAAUAAUGCCUUUGAUUGUACCAUAGUAUGCGACAUAAUUAAGGGCAAAUGUGUCUUUCCUCUUGAUGGUUCCCCCGUAACCCCUGACACCCCUUGCUCACUAUUGGAUAACCCUUGCUUAUCAUUAUUAGGAAAUUGUGAUCUAACCUCUGGGGAAUGUUUCGCAGAAGACUAA